This is a messenger RNA of Mixia osmundae IAM 14324, 2353 nucleotides long. RefSeq lists its product as uncharacterized. Bases 38 to 2353 code for a protein of 771 amino acids. The transcript has 6 exons. The record is from RefSeq and is a predicted model, not a curated record. Lineage: Eukaryota; Fungi; Basidiomycota; Mixiomycetes; Mixiales; Mixiaceae.
AUUGAUAUCCUCGUCGAAAGUGCCAGAUUGCCCUCGCAUGGCCGAGAGUGAAUAUAUCGCAGAUUCGCAGGAGCUGUCAGAGCUUCCAGUCUAUAGCUCAGGACACGCUGACCAACCCGAUGCUCCGCACGUCCCGCAGGAUCGUCUCCUCGAAACAGCUAGCUCUGCCUCCUUCACGACCCCGGAUCAUACAUACCAUCUAGGACCCGGAGCGUUCAUGAGCGCAGCUGGAGAGCGCACACCGCUAACCUUUGAUCUGACAUCGCCUGCUGCCCUAACGCUACCCAAUGGAGGUCAAACGGCGCCUUUGACUUCCCUGACGAGCGCCUCGACCGCGACCGUCGUCGGCACCGCUGCUCUCAACGAUUUCUCUCUGCCUUCUCUCGGUCUGCCGAUAACCUCUCCUGCUCCACAGCUUCGCGCCCGGUCCAAGACGACUGAGAUUGAACCUAACCAAGCCGGAGGGUCGCCCGCGGAGCUCACUCGGAAGAUCAGUCGACCUCUCACGGCGAGCCAAAUGCACGACUGGCAGCUAAGCGAUCCUAUGGGCAAUUUAUCUGAUGUCGAGAUCGACGAUCUCAUGACGCCGUUUCCUGCUAUCGCAGACAUGUCGAAUGACCAGCGGCCGUCUGCGACUACAACGGAGCAAGUAGCACACGCAUCGUCUGACUCGUUCAAAGUCAAAGCGAGGAAGGCCUCCAGGAGAUCCCGACCUGUGGUCAUGAGCAGUGAUUCUGAGGCCGAAAUGCCUGCAAGAUCCGAGCCGAAGCGGCAAACAAGUUCGGCGCGCAAACGCAAGCAAAAGUCACUGAGUCCAACUCCCUUGAACGCGGCCGUGACACCAGCUAGCGAAGCACAGCUACUCCUGGAGGACCAGCAGUACAAAAAGCGAGACGACUGGCAAAAGCCAGCAGGAUCGAACGGAAAGUUCGUGCGCCGCGACAAGGAAGACGCCUCAGAGCUAGGAACUGAGCCACCUGCGAUCGUGAAGGUGACUAAAGCAAACAAGACUAAACGCAAAGUCGCAGGAGCUGAGCUGCAGUCGCUCGGCAAGAAGCCUCGUUCGCGGAACGCGCGAGGCAAACAAGCCGAUGCAGCCCUUUCGGCCGAGUUCAUUGGAGACGACGAUCUUGCGGACGAUGUGAUCUCCCAGCUCGAUCCUGCCAUGCGUAUAUCCCAUGCAUCUAACGCUGAUUCGCACCAGUCGGGACGCAAGUCUUCGUUAGUGUCACGUAGCGCCGUCAGAUCGCCAACUGAUGCUCAAGCUGGGAUGGUCAAACGCGUUACAUUCUCAGAAGGUGAAGAAUCAUCGGCUCGUCAACGCGGCGAAUCUACCUCGCCGUCGAAGUCAUGCAAAGCCACAGACACGCAGACUGCGAGCUUGUCUGAGCAUGAGCGCACUCCUCAUACGAGUUCACAUGCCGAAUCCAGCUCGGUCAGCAUCCCGCGCAAACGUCAGCGCCAGUCCAGCAGACCUAUUUUAUCAGAUGAUGAAGAAAGGCCAAGGGACGCGCGGGCAAGCGUAAUGAAUGUAUCUUCGUCUUUGCGUACGUCCGAUCGCAGGCAGCAAAAGACUCAAAAGCCACAGGCUCUUUGCUCAGCGCAAUCAUCGAUGUCAUCCGGCAGCAGCGUUGGACUGGCGGCCGAGCUCGCCACAACAGUCGACGCAUCGGUUCAUAGCGCAUCACGCGACAACAAAUCAGCAGAUUUGAGCUUGGCCGCUGAGUGCGAUACUCGCGAGGACUAUCACGUCGUCGUAUCGGCUACACUAGCCACUCUGUCGGAUCAAGUCGAAUGUGGUUCAUCAGUGUCAUCACCACUGGCUGCAAAAACCAGGAAAGGCGAUCUGAUAGAGUCGACCGGUAGAGUCCGCGAGCUGACACCCGAGCCAUCUGCAUCGACAUCGCGUCUCAAUCACAGCAGCCAGCUGGAUGCCGAAGAAGAUUCAAAUACCCUCAAAAGCGGUUAUAAACUAGAUGGCAUGAGUCAGAAUCUAGUCAAGCGACAUGCGCUCAAGCCGCUCGCGCUGAAUGCCACCACGGCGUCGAAUUUGCCGGCGUCGAAUUUGCCUACAUCUAAGCAGAAAGGUCUUGCUGCAAUCCUCUCAACCAAAUCGACGGGCGUCAAAAAUCCAGGGCUCUCUCGUAACACGCGUCUGCCAGCACUUCAUCGCAACCUUAAACCGGUCGUCAAUCGAAAAGCGUUGCCGACAGCACAGCCAAAGCACAAACCUACCGAGGUUUUCUCGGACGAUGAGCCGCUGGAUCCUCGUCUGGAGCCCCAAGAAUGGUGGGGCGAAGACGAGUUUUACACUUACCAGAAACUGCUGCGCGCUAAGGGCACGACUGAAUGA